CGCCGCCGCCGCGCCUGGGCAACCCGAGCGAGCCGCAAGUCCCGGGCCGGCUGGCGCUGCGCUGCGCGGCGAGCCGAGCCCCGCUGGAUUUUCUUCCUUCUCCACUCCAGCCCUCUCUAGUCUGGGCGGCGACGGCCGACGGCAGGGGGAUGGGGACCCCGCGCGGGGAAGGGGGUGAAGAUCGAUGAAGAUUAUUGUUCUUUUAAAGGAUGCCUUAGCUUCCUCCCUUCCGCCGCCUCUGCUCGGAGCCUGGCUACUAGAGAUCGAAGCAGUCGGGGAUGUAAAGAGAGAGAGAAAGACUCCAGGAGCUCCAGCCAGCCGGGGAGACCCUCCUCUCCGGGCAGGGGAGGGGGAUUUCCAGCGACACAUCAUUGGCGAAGGGGAUCGUCGCAGGGAGAGGAGCCCCCGGAGGGAGCGGGGAAUUCCACAGCCCUUUGUGCCGCCUGCUGAGCGGGGUCUGUGGGAGCUAGCUUUGUCAAUGGAGAUGCCUGCCCCAGAGAGAUUUUGCUUCAGCUGACCUCAUUAUUUUAAGGACCCUGGCUCUGUGGCUUUGUCCAGUUCAAAAUGGCAGAAAAGGCUCCCUCUGGCUUAAACAGAAAAACAUCAAGGUCAACACUUUCUCUUCCUCCAGAACCUGUGGACAUUAUCAGGAGUAAAACGUGCUCACGGAGAGUUAAGAUCAACGUGGGAGGCCUCAACCACGAAGUCCUGUGGAGAACGCUGGACAGGCUGCCCAGGACACGCUUGGGGAAGCUUCGAGACUGCAACACACACGAGAGCCUCCUGGAGGUGUGCGAUGACUAUAAUCUGAACGAGAAUGAGUACUUCUUUGACCGACAUCCUGGAGCCUUCACGUCCAUUUUAAAUUUCUACCGGACAGGGAAGCUCCACAUGAUGGAGGAAAUGUGUGCGCUCUCUUUUGGCCAAGAACUUGAUUACUGGGGGAUUGAUGAGAUCUACUUAGAGUCCUGCUGCCAAGCCAGAUACCAUCAGAAGAAAGAACAAAUGAACGAAGAACUGAGGCGAGAGGCAGAGACCAUGCGGGAGCGAGAAGGAGAAGAGUUUGAUAACACCUGCUGCCCUGAGAAAAGGAAGAAACUAUGGGACUUGCUGGAGAAGCCCAACUCAUCAGUGGCUGCCAAGAUCUUGGCUAUCGUGUCUAUCCUGUUCAUCGUACUUUCCACCAUUGCUUUGUCUCUCAACACACUCCCAGAGCUGCAGGAACCAGAUGAAUUUGGACACCCCAAUGACAACCGCCAGUUAGCGCACGUGGAGGCUGUGUGUAUUGCUUGGUUUACCAUGGAGUACCUCUUACGGUUCCUGUCCUCACCAAAUAAAUGGAAGUUCUUUAAAGGCCCGCUGAAUGUCAUUGACCUGCUGGCUAUUUUACCAUACUAUGUCACCAUUUUCCUCACAGAGUCCAACAAGAGCGUGCUGCAGUUCCAGAACGUAAGGCGCGUGGUCCAGAUCUUCCGAAUCAUGCGAAUUCUUCGGAUCCUGAAGCUUGCCCGACAUUCCACCGGCCUGCAGUCUCUGGGCUUCACCCUCAGACGGAGCUACAAUGAGCUGGGCUUGUUGAUACUGUUUCUGGCCAUGGGGAUCAUGAUAUUUUCUAGCUUGGUGUUUUUUGCUGAGAAGGAUGAAGAUGCUACCAAAUUCACCAGUAUCCCUGCAUCAUUUUGGUGGGCCACCAUCACCAUGACCACUGUGGGCUAUGGUGACAUCUACCCUAAAACAUUACUAGGGAAAAUUGUGGGAGGUCUCUGCUGUAUUGCUGGGGUUCUGGUUAUUGCCCUUCCUAUCCCAAUCAUUGUGAACAAUUUUUCUGAGUUUUAUAAGGAGCAGAAACGCCAGGAGAAGGCGAUUAAAAGGAGAGAGGCUCUUGAGAGAGCCAAAAGGAAUGGAAGCAUCGUAUCUAUGAACUUAAAAGAUGCCUUUGCUCGAAGUAUGGAACUGAUAGAUGUGGCUGUGGAGAAGGUUGGAGAGUCAGCCAAUACCAAGGACUCAGCUGAUGGUAAUCACCUGUCUCCAAGCCGGUGGAAAUGGGCCAGGAAGGCUCUGUCGGAAACGAGCUCCAACAAGUCUUACGAGAAUAAGUACCAGGAGGUUAGCCAAAAAGACUCCCACGAGCAGCUGAACAACACUUCUUCCUCCAGCCCACAGCAUCUGAGUGCCCAAAAACUGGAGAUGCUGUAUAAUGAAAUCACCAAGACACAGCCUCAUUCUCACCCUAGUGCAGACUGCCAAGAACAGCCCGAGAGGCCAACCUCAUAUGAAGAAGAGAUAGAGAUGGAAGAAGUGGUCUGCCCACAGGAGCAGCUAGCCGUGGCGCAGACCGAGGUCAUCGUGGACAUGAAGAGUACCUCCAGCAUUGACAGCUUCACUAGCUGUGCCACAGACUUUACAGAGACCGAGAGGUCUCCCCUGCCACCGCCCUCUGCAUCUCACCUGCAGAUGAAGUUCCCCACCGACCUCCCAGGGACAGAAGAGCACCAAAGAGCCAGGGGCCCCCCAUUUCUAACGCUAAUCAGAGAGAAAGGGCCCACUGCCAGGGAAGCCACACUGGACUAUGCCCCAAUUGAUAUAACUGUGAACCUCAAUGCCGGUAGUUCCCAGAGUGGGCUCCACAGUCCUUUGCAGUCUGACAGUGCCACUGACAGUCCUAAGAGCUCGCUGAAAGGGAGCAACCCCUUAAAGUCUAGAUCCCUCAAAGUGAACUUUCAGGAAAAUAGAGGCAGUGCACCCCAGACGCCACCCAGCACAGCCAGGCCACUGCCAGUAACGACAGCAGACUUUUCGCUCACCACCCCACAGCACAUCAGUACCAUCCUGCUGGAAGAAGCCCUCCCCCAGGGAGACAGACCCUUGCUGGGCGCUGAGGUUUCAGCACCCAGUCAGGAACCUUCCAAAGGGCUGUCCCCUCGGUUUCCCAAGCAGAAACUCUUUCCUUUCUCCUCCAGAGAGAGGAGGAGCUUCACUGAAAUAGAUACUGGAGAAGAUGAAGACUUCUUGGAGCUCCAAGGGGCACGGCCAGACAUGCAGGCGGACUCCAGCCCCAACUGCUUUGCAGAUAAGCCUCGAGAUGCUAGAGACCCUUUAAGAGAAGAGGGCUGUGUGGACUCCUCUUCCCCACAGAACACAGGCCACAACUGUAGGCAAGACAUUUACCAUGCUGUGAGUGAAGUCAAAAAGGACAGUACUCAAGAAGGGUGCAAGAUGGAAAACCACUUGUUUGCCCCAGAAAUUCAUUCCAACCCAGGAGACACGAGUUACUGUCCCACACGCGAAACCAGCAUGUGACUAGUUACAAAAGCAAUAAAAAAAAAAAAAACUUGUUUCUUAAAAAUGCAGUUAAUAAUGCCUGUGAACUCUUACAUGGGAAGCCCCUCCCCCCCAAAGUGCAUAAAAUGUUAUUUUUUGCAUGGCAUGAACAGUUUAGUUUAAGUACUGUUUAAAUAAAGAAUCAAGACUGCAUUUUGUAAUAAACAAACAAGCAAAAACAACUGAAGAACAGUGAACCAAUAAAGAGAGCUCUAUUAGGAACCA
Messenger RNA from Castor canadensis (American beaver), 3546 nucleotides. NCBI's taxonomy places the organism in Eukaryota, Metazoa, Chordata, Mammalia, Rodentia, Castoridae. The record is from RefSeq and is a predicted model, not a curated record.